This is a messenger RNA of Tribolium madens (black flour beetle), 1255 nucleotides long. RefSeq names its product sorbitol dehydrogenase-like. The record is from RefSeq and is a predicted model, not a curated record. Gene Ontology annotation, biological process: D-sorbitol catabolic process. The coding region runs from base 106 to 1176 and encodes 356 amino acids. The transcript is spliced from 7 exons. Gene Ontology annotation, molecular function: L-iditol 2-dehydrogenase (NAD+) activity; zinc ion binding. Lineage: Eukaryota; Metazoa; Arthropoda; Insecta; Coleoptera; Tenebrionidae.
UAUUACGUCAAGUAAUUCGUUAUAAAAGCCACGGUAUCAACAAUUCAACAUUAAACCAUUUUAAUAAUUGUUCUCGACAAAGUGACAUCAAUUUUUAUUACCCAAAUGGCCGCUAAGGACAAUUUAACAGCCGUUCUUUACGGCAUCAACGACAUGCGAUUGGAGCAACGUCCCAUCCCAGUACCCAAAGACAAUCAAGUCCUUCUUAAAAUGGAAUCGGUGGGGAUUUGCGGUUCGGACAUUCACUACUUGGUCAACGGCAGAAUCGGUCCUUUCGUCGUCGAAAAACCCAUGAUAAUCGGUCAUGAGGCGUCAGGAACGGUCGUUUUAUGCGGGAAAAAUGUCACCUCGUUAAAACCCGGCGAUCGCGUUGCCAUUGAACCCGGAGUUGGGUGCAGAAUUUGCUCGUUUUGCAAAUCCGGGGAUUACCAUCUUUGUCCCGAAAUGGUGUUUUGUGCCACCCCACCCGUCGAUGGAAAUCUCUCCAGAUAUUACGUCCACGACGCUGAUUUCUGCUUCAAACUGCCGGACAACGUGAGCCUCGACGAGGGGGCCCUCAUGGAGCCUUUAUCCGUAGGGGUUCAUGCUUGCAAACGGGCGAAUGUGCGAUUUGGGGACGUUGUUUUGAUUUUGGGGGCAGGGCCCAUUGGGCUUGUCACACUGUUGGCGGCUAAGGCCAUGGGGGCGACUAAGGCUUUGAUAACUGAUGUCGUUGAUAUCCGAUUGGCGAAAGCCAAAGAACUUGGGGCUGACUAUACUUUAAAAAUUGAGAAGAAUAUGACAGAGGAAGACAUUGUUAAAAAAAUCAAGGCUUUGUUGGGGGAAGAACCUAAUAUUAGUCUUGAUUGUACUGGUGCUGAACAAUGUGUUAGAGUUGCUGUUCAGGUGACGAAAAGUGGAGGUGUAGUCACUUUAAUUGGUCUAGGAGCUUUUGAAAUGAAAUUGCCUUUAACGGGCGCCCUUAUUCGCGAAGUUGACAUUCGAGGGGUUUUCCGCUACAAUAAUGAUUAUCCAACUGCUAUUGAAAUGGUGCGAAGUGGGAAAAUAAACGUUAAAGCUUUAAUUACACAUCACUACAAGAUUGAAGAUACAUUGAAAGCGUUCCAUACUUCUAAAACAGGGGAGGGAAAUCCGAUUAAAGUUAUGAUUCAUGCUAAUCCAGAAUGGAAAAAGUAAAUUUGUCUUAUGUAAAAUAAAUGUCAUGUAUGUCAGCACUUUGAAUUAUAAUAUUAUUAAUAAAGCCCUCACAAAAUCA